Molecule: messenger RNA, 1342 nt
Organism: Polychytrium aggregatum
Lineage: Eukaryota; Fungi; Chytridiomycota; Chytridiomycetes; Polychytriales
Exons: 3
Coding region: 142-954 (270 amino acids)
Source: RefSeq, a predicted model, not a curated record
AUCAACGAACCCCCUGCACCAGCAUCGCAUCUCCCACCAGCGAGUCCGUUUGCAUCGGUGCUCUUCCUCCGUCAGCAAACUGGGAGACUCUGCCCAUUUCCCCACCACUAUUCGCCCCUUCGCCCCGUCCCAACCGACUCCAUGACCGCCAGCAUCGCUCCCGUCCCAAUCGAUCCCACAAACCUCCAGUGGCUCGUCCACCAAGCCCCCUGGCAGCUGAUUGCCCCGAACUGCCUCAACCCGGCCCAGGCUCUGGAUUCCGAGGCAGCAGGCAUGCUCGGGGACAACCUCCUGGCCACCAACCGGUGCAUUCCGAGCUAUGAGUUCAAUGUGACCCUGCCUGGCUUUGUCUACUUUGCCGUGGUUCCCGAGAACAACACCAUCGUGGCCCACAACUGCUACAGCGACCCGACCUGUCGAGCCAACUGCACCGUCGUCGCCCAGUUCUCGACUCUCAACACCGAUCCCUGCACACCCAGCUUCUUCACCGGGGUCUACAGCAGCAAAAACUACACGGAUAUUGACCUAUGGUCGCCACCAUUUUCGACGAAAACCUUCUCCUACUGGACCACCAGCAUCGACGCGGCGCAUUGCUUCGACCCAUAUGCCAUCUCCAGACGCCCGGUCUAUCCAACCUGCACCAAGAUCUUUGAUGGGCUGUACGGUCUCACGACAGCGGACUCGAUGUUUUCGGACCAGAUCAAUCAGCUCGUGUGCGUCGAUGCGGGAUGCCGGAACUGCUCAACUCAAACGUUCGUCAAGCUGACAUACCAGUGUCCGACAGUCACGAUCCAUUCGAGUCCUCCGACACAGCUCCCCAACCGAAUGGAGCUGAAUGUGCCUUAUGAGUCGCUGAGCAAAAGUGCGAGUCCGACGAGUGCCGCCGCUGUUGCCGGAGGAGCCAUAUCGGUCGCUGCCGCUGCAUUGCUCGCGAGUGUCGCAUUGCUGUGUUGAACACCACUGGGCCAAAACGGAGGCCGGGAGCACCAUAACGUGUGUGCCGGAUCCAAAGUCGGCUCAUCAGGAUCUAUGAUAGGGUCGCAGACAGUGGUGCCUCUCUCACCGAGGGGCUCUAUUGGAUGUCGCUUGGCAGAGGAUCGUCGUAGGAGACAUGCAUCGAGGCCUUGCAUCCGGGCGCAUCCUUCUGCUCGCUCCCGCAGCACUCCCAACACGCCGAGAUCCAGCCCUCGAGCGUCUUCAUGUACUCGUCGUCGAUUUCAAAGGCAUAGUGGUGUGCCGGAUGCGGGCGGGUCUACAGCGGAUGUUGUCAGCGAGAGGAAGCGGUCGAGCGGACGAGAGAAUGCAGCAUAUUCCAAAUAUGAGCCAGCUAUCAGCGCCAGGG